Messenger RNA from Labrus bergylta (ballan wrasse), 2712 nucleotides. The record is from RefSeq and is a predicted model, not a curated record. Lineage: Eukaryota; Metazoa; Chordata; Actinopteri; Labriformes; Labridae.
UGCUUGCUGAGCGAAGCGGAGGAUGAGGAGGAGGGGAGGGGGGCCUUUCCUGCUCAAGUGAACACAUCGGCCAUUGAGGAUAAGUUGGAGAUAUCAAAGCUAAAGGCGGCUCGUACAAAAAAAAAGAAGGAGGCACUCCCUUUUGUUUGUAAAAAAUAAAAACAUCGCUGCCUGCUCGGUGCGCGCGCGUCCUUAUGAUCUGUGACAGCGACGACGUUUGAGUGUGUCGGCGUGUGUGCUGCGCCAGGUGUGUCGGGAUACUGAGUGUGGGGAAAAUGACAUCUUUUUCAUGGAGGGUUUGGCUCGCACUUGUGUUGCUCCUCUUUCCUUCGACAGCGGCUGCCGACGAGUCGUCACUACUGGAAGGCUGGCACGACGUCUGGUUCUUUCGCUUCCUUGUCAACAUCCUGGGAUACUCCACCAUCAUCAUCCCUGGCUACUUCCUCAUUAGCUACUUCAAGCGUACCAAUUACCUAGACACAGGCAGUGGGAUUUGCUUCCCUGUCAUAAAGUCCUGUGUGUUUGGCAGUGAGGCCAAGUCAGGUCUGUUGGAUGACGUGUCAGUUGGAUCCAGGAACGAGGGACAUUCAGGCUCGUCAGUCAGACAGGUCAUCAAAUUAAUCUUCUGUGCUGCCGGACUUCAGGUUUCCUACCUGACAUGGGGAGUCCUGCAGGAGCGUGUAAUGACCCGUUCCUAUGGAGCCGAGACUCCAGAGGAGCAGGGUGAGAAAUUCAAGGACUCUCAGUUCUUGGUCUUUAUGAAUCGUAUCCUUGCUCUGACUGUGUCGGGCCUGUGGUGCCUCAUGUUCAAGCAGCCUAGCCAUGGAGCACCCAUGUACAAGUACUCUUUUGCCUCCCUCUCCAACAUCAUGAGCAGCUGGUGCCAGUACGAGGCGCUCAAGUACAUCAGCUUCCCCACUCAAGUCCUGGCCAAGGCCUCCAAAGUCAUUCCUGUCAUGCUCAUGGGAAAGAUUGUCUCCCACAAGAGCUACGAAUACUGGGAAUACUUAACCGCCGUGCUGAUUUCUGUGGGGGUCAGCAUGUUCCUGCUGUCCAGCACGCCCAGCAAACACCCGUCCACUGUCACCACCUUCAGCGGGAUCAUCAUCCUCGUCGGCUACAUUGUCUUCGAUAGCUUCACCUCCAACUGGCAGGACAACCUGUUCAAGUACAAGAUGUCGUCGGUGCAGAUGAUGUUCGGGGUCAACCUGUUCUCCUGCCUCUUCACAGUCGGCUCGCUACUGGAGCAGGGCGCCUUCUUUGACUCGCUGGCCUUCAUGACGCGCCACUCCGAGUUUGCCUUUCAUGCCGUGUUGUUGUCCGUCUGCUCUGCAUGCGGCCAACUCUUCAUCUUCUACACAAUCAACCAGUUUGGAGCUGCAGUCUUCACCAUCAUCAUGACCCUACGGCAGGCCAUCGCCAUCCUCCUCUCAUGCUUCCUCUACGGGCACACCGUCUCCAUAGUCGGUGGAUUUGGUGUCGCUGUAGUUUUCUUGGCACUUUUCUUGCGGGUGUAUGCUCGUAGCCGCAUGAAGUCAGGCAGGCGGCCUGCACAGUUGCUCGGGCAGAAGGUGUAGCACUGUGGGAUCACUCCAAACUGGGAACUGAGGCCACGUUUUCUGUGGCGCAUUUAUGUCUAUUUGUGUCAGUUUUUUUUAACUGUUCUUUUCCUAUUGUUUCUGAUUUUGUUGGCUAAGGUACAGAAAGGGAUUCUGCGGUUUUGACUCUUACACAAAGAUGCCCCUAAGGGGUCCAAUGUGAUUUGUCAGGUCAGCAGUCACAGAAGCUUUGAGUGCCUGUAAGAUUGUCUAUUACACAAGUCCCAUACCAUAAACUGUGCAAAACGCCUCAUCACCUCGUUCAUAGUUUAACCAUAGAAUCUGUUCUUAUCUUUCUUUAAUCACCAUAUGUGGCUUGUACAGCCAAAUUAAAUGGUACUGUUACCUUGGAUAAAUGUUUGUGAGCUGUAUCGAAUCAAUUUUCUGUUAAUUACAUUGCUCUCAUGUACCUACUGUAAUUCCCAAAUAUUUGACCGCCACCUCUUGUAUAGACAACACUUUACUCCGGCUGUGGAACAUUUCAGUCAUAAAGCUUAUCUCACAGUCCUCCAUGUUGGAGAGCAGGGGCCUUUAUGUGUCUUAAUGUGGGAAUUAAUCUUGUAUAUCUGUAAAAAAAAAAGAAAUAGCCUGAACACAUGGUGCAUACAUUUAUUUUUUAGUUAAAGGUAUACUAACAUGAUCCCAAGGCUAACCUAUGUAAAAGAUGGGAGGGAUGGUAAAAGACUUGUGAAGAACACUAUUUACAAAUGGUAUCAUUUUGGCUCAACAACACUGAAGCAGAUGCUGCUGCUGUUGUUAUUCCUUGCACCUCAUUAUUUUUAGGUCUCAAAAGGUCUGUUACUUCAUUUUAUUCAAAUCAGGCAGAAGAGUCUUGUAAAUAUAUCUCUCUUAGUCAUGUUUAUUUUCAACCAACCUGUCUGUUGUGUACUUUUAUAAAGAGGACUGCUUCAUGUGUUUCACUGUUACAUUUGAAUGUUUGACAGAAUGGAUGAUGAUGAUGAAGUUGAUGCUCAAUGCCAUCACUGGGAUGUGAAAAGUGGAGGACGGUUUGCAGAACAGAAUGCAUACAAGGGAAAUACAAUGUUACUGAGAUCUUGUUUUUAUCAUUCUACUAUUUCCUCUGGAUUAAUAAUAAAACAUGAAAUUAACUUAA